AUGGCAGUUGCCGACAUGCCUGUGCUGUCUAUCAGUCCCCAUUUCGACCACGUCGUCCGCAAAGAAGGAAGCCCUUUCGUCAUCAGGUGUACGGUGAGUUCAGAUGACGGCUUCGAUCAUGAAUACUCGAUCUCGUGGAAAGAUCCUCAAGGAAAUCAGAUCCCAUCGUCAUCGAAAUAUCGAAUUCACGUGCUCGAACCGCCAUUCAGGAAAAGCAGAACGUCUUCGUUGCUAUUUUCGAGCCUACAGCGAGACGACCAGGGUGCGUAUGUCUGCGAAGCCACCAGCGGUGCACAGACCUUCACACAGACGUACACAAUUCAUGUGAUGCAACCUAUGUCAUGGCUUACUCGUGACCCGGUCGUUGGAGGUCUUCUUGAGGAACCGCUUCCAAUUAACUGCGUUGCGGAAGGCGUUCCAGCACCAGACGUGACAAUCCUCAUGCAGGAAGGAAAAGCUCUUCCAGAUCAGCGCUUCACGGUUGUAAACAACGUGCUGACGAUAGACCCGCUGCUGAUGGACGACCGGGGGCUGGUAAUCGAAUGCACCGCCACUCAGAUUUCCGGCGACGAAGAUUACAGCAACGUGGAGCACAAACUGAUCACGGUCGAUGUCUAUUAUCCGCCGAAAUUCGAGGAGAGCAUCUUGUCGCGUUACGGAAUCCCCGGCAAAAACGCCACCUUCCCCUGUGCAGUGAAGGAGAGCAAUCCGCCCGUGAUCGACUUCCAGUUCUGGCUGGACAGUCGUCGUAUUCAGGACGACGACAAGUACCAGGUGGAGGUGAACCUGCUGGAGCAACGGGCGACAUUGCACUUACGGUACGCGGAGUACGACGACUUCACCAGACCAAUCAAAUGUAAGGCGACCAACGGCAAAGCCGAAUCAGAGCUGUCGUUUGUCUUCAAGGAAGCAACCACACCGGAGUCUCCACAAGCCGCUUUCCUGAGUUCGUCUGACCACAGCGUGACGUUCCGGAUCGUUGACGAUCUGAGUGAUGCGGAGAAAAGCGUCAGCAACGUUCCGAUCACCGAAUACAGAGUCCACUUCAUUCCGGCUGCGCUUCUGGCCAUGCACAAAAACAGAUCCGUGGAGGAUAUUUGGCGAAGUAAUGCGACCGUUGUGCAUGUGAAGAAAACCGAAGACAACCAAUACACCGUAGGGGAUCUGAAGCCGGCCACGAAGUACGCGUUCAGAUUUCAGUCGGUGAACGAGGCGGGCUGGAGCGAGCACGGAGCGACCCUGCUCGCAGAGACCGUCACGGUUUCGGACGCAUCACUGGCCACGACACCGUUGAUGCCGAUGACGGCGACUACGGCUUCUGGCAAGCGCGUAGGUGCCCCCCUGCACCCCCUUCACCCACCCGGCCCUGAUCCACCCGAUAUCCUGUUCGUCGUCAUAACGGUGCUGUUUCGUCGCGUAUACGACAUGUGA
This is a messenger RNA of Soboliphyme baturini, 1431 nucleotides long. The record is from the annotation of a GenBank genome assembly. NCBI's taxonomy places the organism in Eukaryota, Metazoa, Nematoda, Enoplea, Dioctophymatida, Soboliphymatidae.